Molecule: messenger RNA, 3681 nt
Organism: Phytophthora infestans T30-4
Lineage: Eukaryota; Oomycota; Peronosporomycetes; Peronosporales; Peronosporaceae
Product: Argonaute3 (AGO3)
Exons: 3
Coding region: 1-3681 (1226 amino acids)
Molecular function (GO): RNA binding; protein binding
Source: RefSeq, a predicted model, not a curated record
AUGGCCGUGGAUACGACGAUCCGAACCGUCCAGCAAGUGGCGGCAGCGGUGGCGGAGGCUACGGCGACCAGCGCGGCUACGACCAGCGUGGGCAGCAAGGGUACGACCAGCGCGGGCAACAUGGUUACGACCAACGUGGGCAGCAAGGCUAUGAUCAACGUGGAGGGUACGACCAGCGUGGGGGUUACGACUCCCGCGGCGGCGACUAUGGCCGAUCGUCGUCUGGGCACGAUGACUACAGUCGUGGCGGUGGAGGGGGUUACGGCUCCGGGUCGAGGGGGUACGAAGGCAGCCGAGGAGAUUACAGCUCCGGUGGUUACGAUGAUCGCAGCAGUCGAGGAGGCUCUUAUGGCGGUGGAAGUGGCCACGGAGGCUCUGGGUACGACGACCGAGGAGGGUACGAAGGUUCCUCUUCUCAUGGGGGGUACGGUGGCUCGUCGGGCUACGACAAUCGAGGUGGAUAUGACCAGAGUCGAGGAGGCAGCAGCUACGGCAGUGGAAGUGGAAGUGGAGGCUAUGAUGAUCGUUCUCGCGGGUAUUCGGGUGGGGGUUACGAUGAUCGCUCACGUGGAGGUGCAGGCGGCGACCGUGGAGGAGAUCGCGGUUACGGCGGUGGCGGUGGCGGAGACCGGGGAGGAGACCGCGGAGGCGACCGGGGAGGCGACCGCGGAGGCGACCGGGGAGGCGACCGCGGAGGCGACCGGGGAGGAGACCGUGGCUAUGGGCGUCGUGACGAUCGUGGGGGCGGUGACCGCCGUGGUGGAGACCGAGGGGGAGACCGAGGAGGAGACCGUGGAUACGGUGGUGGUCGUGGCGGGGGCCGCUUUGGAGGAGGAGGAGGUCGCGGCGGAGGUCGUGGCGAGUCUGGGCCUGGUAGUAUUGGCGACCCUGUGUUCCGACCCGCGCCUUCAGGACGAAUGGACUGGCCGUGCUGGAGUGCGUGAUGUGAGCGCGGAAGACCCAGAUCUCCAGCAAGAAUUCCUCAUUUGUCGUCGUCCGGGUCUUGGUCGAGGUGGCAAGUCUGUGCAGAUGCAGGUGAACUACUUCGGUGUGUCGCUGGACUCAGCGCCGCCGGAGAUCAUCAAGUACCACGUGGACGUGGAGCGCUCGCCCGAUCUUGCUGCAGACUCCAAGUAUGGUCCUUCUGGGGCUGAUCAGAAGGAUGAAAUAAUGGGUGACGAGCCUAAACAGGAAGGCAAGGACGAGAAGGAAGACAAAGAGGACAAGGACGUGGAGAUGAGCGACGUCUCGGCGCCUCCCAAGCGAGAACGACGUCCGGAACGACCGCUUCCUCGCUCUUUGGUGCGAAACGUGAUCAAUGCAGCUCUCCGACAGUACGAAGCCGAGUUUGGAGGCGUCCGCGUGGUUCACGACGGUAUGUCGGCCAUGUACGCGCCUGCUGUGCUGCCGUGGGAGUCGCACUCCAAGACAUUUGUCGAUGUGAACCCGGAUGGCCCCAGCCCGACGCCCCCGCCGCCUCCUCCUGCUGCUGCUGGUGACGCGCCUCGUCGUCCAUUCCGCGGCCCUCGUACGUUCGUCGUGAAGAUCAAGAUGGCUGAAACGAUCUCGACCACCUCGCUCCAAGAUUAUUACUCGAACCCGGAUGUAAACGUCAUGCCAGUUCUUCAGGCGUUGGACGUGGCCGCGCGUCAUUUGGGCGCUCAGCGGUUGAUCACGGUGGGUCGCAAUUUCUUUUCCAUGAAGAAGACGUUCCCUCUCAAAGGAGGCAAAGAGUUGUGCUGGGGUUAUCACCAAGCUAUCCGCGUUGCAGACCGCAAGCUGCUCAUGAAUGUGGACCAGGCAGCCACUGUGUUCUACGCUCCGAAAGAACUGAUGGAGCUGGUGCUUCCUGCGUUGAAUGCGCGCUCUGCUAACGACAUCCGAGCGCUGUCGGAUCGAGAUGCUCGGAACCUGGCGCGUGCGUUGCGCAAAAUUGAAGUUGUACCGACCCAUCGCAAGGAUCGCAAGCGUGCCAUCUUCGGUAUCAGUGCGCAGCCAGCCAACCAAACCAUCCAAAGCAUCAAGGGGGAGAGUAUGUCGGUGGCGGAUUAUUUCAACAAGCGGUACAACAUCAACUUGAGGUAUCCGCACCUGCCGCUGGUGAAUGUGGGUAGUAAGCGACCAGGUAAAGAGAACUGGUUGCCGAUUGAACUGUGCGAAGUGGCGCCGGGACAACGCUGUGCGAAUAUCAACGAGCUGGACACGGCGGAGAUCAUUCGACAGACCAGUCAACCCCCGCGUGCUCGCCAGGAAACGAUCAUUGACCAGGUGCGUCAGGCUGGCUUUGAGAACGACCCGUAUCUUGCUGCGUUCGGUAUGAAGGUGGAGCAGCGUCUGGAAGCGACGGAAGCUCGUGUGAUGGACCCACCGGAUGUGCAGUAUGCGAAUGUGUCCGAGAGACCGUCGGGUGGCCAGUGGAAUCUGAGAGACAAGCGCUUUGUGGAGGGAGCAACGAUGCGCAACUGGGGAGUCGUUAUCAGUGCCAAUGUUGGGGAACGUGACGUCCAGGGCUUUAUCCGCAACUUGGUGGAUAUGGCUGGCAAGAGCGGACUGACGAUCGAGGACAGCUCCCCGCACAUGGUUCACAUGGAUCAGUAUCGUGGCGCCCAGGUCGAGGAGCUCAUGAAGAUGUGCUUUAAGGAGCUGGAAGCUCGCAACAGAGGUCCCCCGCAGCUCAUUAUGGUGAUUAAACAAGACAAGAGCGUUGGAUCGUACAGUGACAUCAAGCGGAUGUCCGACACGGUGUUGGGAAUUCCCAGUCAGUGCAUUGUGUCCCAGAACGUCCGCAGUGCUAAGCCUCAGUACUGUGCUAACGUCUGUUUGAAGAUCAACAUGAAGCUGAGCGGAAAGAACUCGAUCCUGCGCGAGCCACUGCCGCUAGUGAGCACUGCGCCUACGAUCAUUAUUGGUGCCGAUGUGGAGCACCCUCGCUCGGGUAUGGGCUCACGUCCGUCAAUUGCUUCGGUGGUUGCCUCGCUGGAUCGCUACUCGGCAAAGUACGUCGCUCGUGUGGCUGCACAGAAGGCUUCCAGCGACAUCCAGCUCUUGCCGCACAUGCUUCGUGAUCUCUUCUUGGCAUACUACCAAAGUACCAACCGUAAACCGGAGCACGUCAUCUAUUACCGUGAUGGUGUGAGCGAAGGUCAGUACUACGAUAUCUUGCAGACGGAGAUGCGCGCGCUUCGCAAGGCUUUUAAGAUGAUCUCGGACGGCUACAACCCGCCAGUUACCUUUAUCAUCGUUAACAAGCGCCACCACAUGCGCGCGUUCCCAAAUAACCCGCGUGACGCUGAUCGCAAGGGCAAUGUGGUUCCUGGCACUGUGAUCGACACUGGAAUUGUGGAUUCGCACCGGUUCGACUUCUUCUUGUACGGCCACAGCGGCAUCCAGGGCACGAGUGUCCCGUGCCACUACACGGUGCUGCACGACGAGAACAAGAUGUCAGCGGAAGACGUGCAGAGACUCACGUACCAUCUCGGGUACACGUUUGCCCGAUGCACUCGCUCCGUGUCAUUCGCCACACCCGCGUACUACGCGCACUUGGCUGCCGGUCGUGCGCGUUUCUUCUUGAAUGAAGGAUCGGACGGUGCUUCCACCGUGGGCUCGUUUAACUCGAGUUCGUCAAACUUCGACUUCACGGAGCUGCACAAUGACCUCAAGAAUUGCAUGUUUUUCAUCUAA